Molecule: messenger RNA, 3673 nt
Organism: Empidonax traillii (willow flycatcher)
Lineage: Eukaryota; Metazoa; Chordata; Aves; Passeriformes; Tyrannidae
Gene: SLITRK2
Product: SLIT and NTRK like family member 2
Exons: 2
Coding region: 246-2819 (857 amino acids)
Biological process (GO): positive regulation of synapse assembly; regulation of presynapse assembly; axonogenesis
Cellular component (GO): membrane; glutamatergic synapse
Molecular function (GO): protein binding
Source: RefSeq, a predicted model, not a curated record
CUCGGCCCCCGCCCGGCCCAACUUCCCGCCGGGACGGGACGGGACGGGACGGGACGGGACGGGACCGGCGGCGCCCCGCUGGGCUCCUCCUGAGGCGCUGUGCGGGCGAUGCCUCUCGCCGCCGGGCUCCUGGCUCCCGGGGCGCGGCGGCUCUCGGCGGCGGCCCCUGCCCCCGCUGCCCGCUCGGGCGCCCCGAGAGCAGGUUUGACUGUAGGUACCAAAGCGGGGAUCGACGGCGCAUAAAGAUGCUGAAGGGUGUUUGGUUGCUCAGUUUGUUAACAGUGGCUGGGAUCUCGCGGACAGAGAGUCGCAAACCUGCCAAAGACAUUUGCAGCAAGAGCCGCUGCCCUUGUGAGGAGAAGGAGAACGUGCUGAACAUUAAUUGUGAAAACAAAGGAUUUACAACCGUCAGCCUCCUCCUGCCGCCACCGUCCAAGAUCUACCAGCUGUUUCUCAAUGGGAACGCACUGACCCGCCUGUUCCCCAAUGAGUUCGUCAACUACUCCAACGCCGUGACCCUCCACUUGGGCAACAACGACAUGCAGGAGAUCCGCACAGGGGCCUUCAGCGGCCUUCGCACCCUCAAGAGGCUGCACCUCAAUAACAACAAGCUGGAAGUGCUGAAGGAAGACACGUUCCUGGGCUUGGAGAGCCUGGAAUACCUUCAGGCUGAUUACAAUUACAUCAGUGCCAUUGAAGCGGGGGCAUUCAGCAAGCUAAACAAGCUCAAGGUGCUGAUUCUCAAUGACAACCUCCUGCUGUCCCUGCCCAGCAAUGUCUUCCGCUUCGUGCUCCUCACUCACCUGGACCUGCGGGGGAACCGGCUGAAGAUGAUGCCUUUUGCUGGUGUGCUGGAGCACAUUGGAGGCAUCAUGGAAAUCCAGCUGGAGGAAAACCCCUGGAACUGCACCUGCGACUUGCUGCCACUCAAGGCCUGGCUGGACACCAUCACCGUGUUUGUGGGCGAGAUAGUCUGCGAAACCCCCUUCAGGCUUCAUGGGAAAGAUGUGACCCAGCUCACCAGGCAAGAUCUCUGCCCUAGGAAAAGCUCCAGCGAUUCAAACCAGAGGGAAAAACAUCCUGUCCUCUCAGACCCGCACAUCUCCAGGCUAUCGCCCACAGCCAACUCUGCCAUGAAUCCCACCAGAGCCCCGAAAGCCAGCCGGCCACCCAAAACCAGGAACCGCCCCACCCCCCGUGUCUCUGUGUCAAAAGACAGGCAAAUAUUCGGACCUAUCAUGGUUUACCAGACAAAGUCUCCAGUGCCCAUCACCUGCCCAGCUGGCUGCAUCUGUACGUCACAGAGCUCAGACAAUGGUUUAAACGUCAACUGCCAAGAGAAAAAGAUCAGUAACAUCUCCGAUCUCCACCCCAGGCCAACCAGUCCAAAGAAACUUUACCUUACCAGUAACUAUCUGCAAGUCAUUUAUAGAACCGAUCUCACAGAGUACAGCUCUCUGGAUUUGCUACAUCUAGGAAAUAACAGAAUUGCAGUGAUACAAGAAGGUGCCUUUACAAACCUCACAAGUUUACGUAGACUUUAUCUUAAUGGCAACUACCUUGAGAUCCUGUACCGCUCUAUGUUCGAAGGGCUGCACAGCCUGCAGUAUCUCUACCUAGAGUACAAUGUCAUUAAGGAGAUCCUGCCACGCACAUUUGAUGCUCUGAGUAAUCUUCAUCUCUUGUUUCUCAACAACAACCUGCUCAGAUCCUUGCCUGACAAUGUCUUUGGUGGCACUUCCCUCACCAGACUCAACCUUAGAAACAAUCAUUUCUCACACCUGCCUGUGAGAGGAGUCUUGGACCAGCUCUCAGCUCUAAUUCAGAUAGACCUCCAGGAGAACCCUUGGGACUGCACGUGUGACAUCCUGGGGCUGAGGAACUGGAUAGAGAAAGUCACUGACCAGAACAACCAGCAGUCAAAUCCCCCUGUAGUUAUCAAUGAAGUCAUAUGCGAGUCUCCCACCAAGCACUCCGGAGAGCAUCUGAAAUUCCUGAGCAAAGAAGCCAUCUGCCCAGAGAACCCCAACCUGUCAGAUUCUUCUCUCCUCUCCAUGAACCAGAACACAGAUACACCCCAUCUCCUCGGUGUCUCACCCAGCUCCUACCCAGAAUUACACACUGAAGUUCCACUGUCUGUCUUAAUUUUAGGAUUGCUGGUUGUGUUUAUUUUGUCGGUUUGUUUUGGGGCAGGCCUGUUUGUCUUCGUCCUUAAGCGCCGGAAGGGGGUGCAAAGCAUGCCCAGCAGCGCAAACAACGUAGAUAUAAGUUCAUUUCAGCUCCAGUAUGGGUCUUACAACACUGAGACCCACGAUAAAACUGAAGGACAUGUUUAUAACUACAUUCCCCCUCCUGUUGGACAAAUGUGCCAAAACCCAAUUUACAUGCAAAAGGAAGGGGAUCCAGUUGCCUAUUACAGGAAUCUCCAUGAGUUUAGCUACAGCAGUCUUGACCACAAAAAGGAAGACCCCACCAGUCUUGCAUUUACCAUCAGUGCAGCUGAAUUACUGGAAAAGCAAUCCUCGCCGAGGGAACCAGAGCUUCUGUAUCAAAAUAUUGCAGAAAGGGUCAAGGAACUGCCCGCUGGAGGAUUAGUUCAUUAUAACUUUUGUACCUUACCCAAAAGGCAGUUUGCCCCUUCGUAUGAAUCAAGACGCCAAAACCAGGACAGGAUAAAUAAAACUGUUUUAUAUGGAACUCCCAGGAAAUAUUUUGCAGAACAGUCUAAACCCGAGCAUCCUUUACUCCAAGGAAAGCUACAAACAGAACCAGACUACCUCGAAGUUCUGGAAAAACAAACUGCAAUCAGUCAGCUGUGAGGGGGGAGGUGGGAGACAAAGGAAAUUUUUUUAAAUGAGCUCAGCAUCACUUUUCAUUGAGUCUGAACUCAGUGCUGAUAUCAUCUGUCGCAUUCCCAACGUUUCCACUUUUUUAAAUCAGAGAGGGAGAGAGAGAGAAAAGGAACCUGUGCAGCACAGCAGGAAUAUGGUGUUGCUUUUGCAACGUUCUCUUUAAGUUAUUUCUCUCUCCUUUUGACCCUUCUGUAGGAACUGUCACUGCAAAUGUACCUUUCUGUAAUAGGUCUUGCAUAAUUCUUUUUGAUUUUGAAGGAAAUGAGGAAGGGGGUCUUUGGGUUUUCUGUUUUGUUUUGUUUUCUUUUCUUUUCUUUUCAUUUCAAAGUGGAAACUUAAUGUAUUAUGUAGAAGAUCUCCAAAGAUCUUUUUUUCCUGGACUAUGACUUUCUUUUGUAAAUAAUAAUAUACAGUACUGCUAUUUCAAUUACCAACUAUAGCCACUGGGCGUCACUUUUUUGUGUUAAAGUGCCUUUGCACUUUAAGUACAUUAUUACUUAAUUGUUGCUCUUAGCUUUGAUAAAUUGAACCUAUUUUAAUGUGUUGUAUUUUUGAAAUUAAAAAAAAAACUUGUAAAAUAGAUCUAUAUGUCAGCUGCAUUAAAUCAGAAGGUUUGAUUCAUAGGAAAGCUGCCCUUCUUUAAAUGACUCUAGUUCUAGGACCUUACAGACUCAAAUGUAAAUUAUUGGGGUAUUUUUUUCCUUCUAGGUUUGUUUAGAGUGAUUCACUGAAACCAACUGAGAGGAUUUAGCAAUGGACUAGAGGUUAUCAAAUGCCUCAGCUGGGAAUAAGAGCUCAUUAAUAAAAGAUGUUUAACACAA